Pelagomonas calceolata is the source of this 2257-nucleotide messenger RNA. The record is from the annotation of a GenBank genome assembly. NCBI's taxonomy places the organism in Eukaryota, Pelagophyceae, Pelagomonadales, Pelagomonadaceae.
GCGGUGCUUUGGCGUCGCUCUCCCGGGCUGCGGAAUCGGCCCUUGCUCGUUUUUUGGGCAUCGCACGACGGAGCCGUACCAGCGAUCACGACUCCAAGAGAAGGAAGCGCCAAGCCCACGAGCUCCCUGCCCGCAAGAGCUGCUGCCACAGCUCCACGCGGACCCCAGGGACCACCGCGCCGCGCGCGGAGCAGGACCCAAGAUGGCCAAGCUCGUCAUCAUCUUGGUAGCGUCCGUCUCGACCUACACGCUGAGUCGGAGCUCCGUGCUGCCGAACCCGCCGCCGCAGCGGUCCUGCGCGGCCCUUAAAGCGACGGGCGGCGCCUCCGCGGAAGCGACGGCCGCGACACUUGUCGGGGAGGCCAACGCGAAACUCUUCGAUGCCGCCACGCUCAAGGUCCUGGACUCGCUCGCGGCACUCGGCCAGGGCCACCUCUUCGACGGCUGGCCGGACGCGGGAAAGGACGACGCGGGCAAAAAAAAAUUAGGAGAAGCUUUGCGGCGGACGGACGCGGCCUACGCCGGUGGGUUGCCUGCUUAUGUGACCAAGGCACGGGCACUGCUCGAGGCGUCGCAACGUGGCGACAACCCGUUCGACGGGUUUUCUCCGUCCAUACCUGAUGGCGAGACGCUCACAUUUGGAGGCCAGAAGAUGGCGGCCAUGGAGGAGGAGGGGUUGGUGGCUGCUCGGAAGACGGGCUUUGUGCUCGUGGCGGGAGGCCUGGGCGAGCGCCUCGGCUACGAAGGCAUUAAAUUAGAGUUACCGGUGGAGUUGGCCACGGGCAAGUCCUUUCUAGAGUUGUACGUCGACUACGUGCUGGCCGUGCAGGACCGAGCGCGGACGGAUUCUGGGGAUAAUUCGUUGGUGAUACCUCUAGCUAUCAUGACUUCGGACGACACGGACGCGAAAACGAGAGAGCUGCUCAAGGAGAAGGGCGACUUCGGCGCGGCUCCGGGCCAGAUCACGAUCAUCAAGCAGGACAAGGUCGCGGCACUCCAAGACGCGACGGCUGCUUUAGCCCUCGAUCCCAGUGAUAGGUGGGAAUUACUCACGAAGCCCCACGGCCACGGCGACGUCCACGCCCUCAUGAAGACGUCGGGCACGGCCGACGAGUGGCUCCAGAAGGGCAUCGAGCACGUCUUCUUCUUCCAGGACACGAAUCCGCUUGUGUUGCAUACCGUGUUACCGGCACUAGGUGUGUCUCGCUCAAGGAACUUCGCGAUGAACUCCGUGUGCGUCCCUAGGAGAGGGGGCGAGGCCGCCGGAGCGAUUACGAAGUUGGCGUCUACUGAUGGCGAUUCAUCAAAAGAUUUAGUUAUAAAUGUGGAGUACAACCAGCUCGAGCCGUUGCUACUCGCAGCCACGGGCAAGGGCGACGUCAACGACGACUCCGGCUUCUCGCCCUACCCGGGCAAUGCUAAUGUGUUAGUACUCGGCCUGAAGGAGUACGUCCAGACCAUCAACGGCAAGGAUUCCGGAGUGGUGGAUGAAUUUGUGAACCCCAAGUAUAAAGACGCCGCGAAGUGCGAGUUCAAGAAGCCCACUCGUCUAGAAUGCAUGAUGCAGGACUAUCCUAAAUUAUUAAGGAGGGAGGUAUCGUCCGCGAAGGUCGGCUUCACGACGUUCGAGCGCUUCGUGGCGUUUUCUCCGGCCAAAAAUGAUCUCGAGGCGGCGCGGUCCGCGUCGAAGCAGGGCGAGCCGCCGGGCGCCGCGGGCUCGUGUGAAUAUGAAGUGUAUGCGGCGCACGCGUCGCGGUUGGGUCUGGCCGAGAAGGGCGUGUACAAGAAGACGCGGGACGUGUCCGGGUUGACGGGUUUAUAUGGAGGGCCGCGUAUUGUAUUAUUACCGUCCUUCGCGCUGACGCAGGCCGACGUCUCCAGUAAAGUCUCGGCUAACAGCCUGAAGCUCGCGGACGACGCGACCUUGGUGCUCGAGGGGCCGCACAUUAGGAUCGAGUCGCUUUCCCUGAACGGGGGCCUCACGAUCGUGAAUGCGCGCGACGACGCGACGCUCGUCGUGCGCGACGCCGACGUGGCCAACGCCGGCAUGGCUUUCACAGACAUCGCCGACGCGGACCUGCCCUCGUCAAAACCCUUCGAGAAGAUCCGCGGCUACAAAGCUAUCGACGAAGGGAGCCUCCGCGUAGAGGUGCCCGGGCCGGGGCACUGGGUGCUGACGGGCGCCGGGGAGCUGGAGAAGGUCGGGGACAAGGCGGAGCUAUAGUUGGGGGCUAGUUUUAACGAUCUUGACACGAAA